Molecule: messenger RNA, 777 nt
Organism: Aspergillus mulundensis
Lineage: Eukaryota; Fungi; Ascomycota; Eurotiomycetes; Eurotiales; Aspergillaceae
Exons: 1
Coding region: 1-777 (258 amino acids)
Source: RefSeq, a predicted model, not a curated record
AUGGCUUCUACCGCCUCCUCCUCCGGAACUGGAACCGUCCAGAUCGUCCUUGCCUACGGGCACCAACACAGCCACUUCCAAGCCUCCGACCUGGAAUACAUCAUCCCAAUCAUCCACUCAAGGCACGUCAUGCUCACCCUGGUGCGGCAGGACACAACCAACUGCGACUGGAUCCACGUCACCAACGGGCCGGAGCAGUACGAGCGCCUGAUCGAGCACCACAGGAACGAGCGCGACACCAACGCAGAGUCCUCCGAGCAGGUCGGGCAGGUGCCGGAGCACGACGUGCCUCAGAUCUUGCAGAUUGCCGAGUCGAUCCCGGCCCAGCGGUGCCAGCUGUACGCGGCGGCGUUGCUGGAUCGCCUCGCCGAGCGUGGGUUCGUCGAACGUGCAACGGCCCAGCGCUUCCGCUCAAACAUCGGUCCCUGCGUCGCGGAUCAGCUGCGGGCCCCGCCUGUGAGUAGGACUGAGGACGCUGUUGAAUUCAUCACGAGACACUAUGCGUUCUCGUACGAAAUGAGCGACGAGGCGGAUAUGCUCAAGGACCGGUGCUUCCACGAUCAGCGGAUUGAGCCUGAUCCUGUCCGCGUUGCGAUGCUAGACCUGAUGCUUCGAGAUCCGGAAUUUGCCCGUUUUAUGUUUGGUCUUGCUGGCUAUGGCAGUGAUGCUGAUUCGGCCCGUGGAGCUGGGGUUGGUGGAGGGGAUGCGCAGGCUGGCUCCUCGAGGCCCCGUACGAACCGUCGUCAGCAGGAUCAAGGACCGGCAGAGCAGCGUUGA